Messenger RNA from Fusarium verticillioides 7600, 435 nucleotides. RefSeq lists its product as hypothetical. The record is from RefSeq and is a predicted model, not a curated record. The transcript has a single exon. Lineage: Eukaryota; Fungi; Ascomycota; Sordariomycetes; Hypocreales; Nectriaceae. The coding region runs from base 1 to 435 and encodes 144 amino acids.
AUGGCUAUGAUUCCUGACACUGGCCUUGUCGCGUCUGUCCUUGGUGUAUGGCCAGAAGUCUCGAGUGUUUGGGCACAGCUCGCGACUUUCAACAUUUUCGAGGCGCUGAUCCCAGCUAUGGACACGGCAGCUCGUGCUGAAGCCAAAACUCGUUUAUCUGGAAAGUAUGUCGACAAAAAGACGGGCUCUGCACUCACCCUCUCUUUGUAUAAGGGAACUGGUCUGGUCUUGAGUAACUGGACUGCCCGAGGUUUCGACGUCCUACCCAAUUUGAACCGCUUCCAGCCUGGACGAUAUAACUAUACCACUGAUUCAGGCAUCAAGAUUGUUCGGCUAUGCCCUACUGGUAUUGAGAACAAGUCUUGGGCUGCAUGGAGAGCUGUGUUCCUGACACUAAGUGACAAAGAAGCAGAGAUGAUUGAAGGUCUGACUUGA